Molecule: messenger RNA, 2320 nt
Organism: Onthophagus taurus
Lineage: Eukaryota; Metazoa; Arthropoda; Insecta; Coleoptera; Scarabaeidae
Product: ATP-binding cassette subfamily G member 4-like
Biological process (GO): transmembrane transport
Cellular component (GO): plasma membrane
Molecular function (GO): ATP binding; ABC-type transporter activity; ATP hydrolysis activity
Source: RefSeq, a predicted model, not a curated record
AAAGUGUUGUAACGAUGAUGCCCACUUUAGCCUUUCACUGGAGUUUCUUUAACGCAACACUUUUUGCUGGAAAAUAAAAUCUAACGGUAUCAGUGAAAUAAGUUGCAUUCUCCAUAAUAAAAAUUUGUUUUUAUCUAUUUAUUACGAUAAAUAAUCAAUAUUAUCGGAUUGAACUGAUUUUUUACCUUAAAGAGGAACCACUUAAUGAACAUUUAAAAGUUUUUCAAGCGCGAAUGCGGCAGUCGGCUACAGUUCUCGGUUUGCACAACUUGUGCGAAUCCUACAAGUUGAAUAGCCUCGCCUAGUCUCGCUGUGAUUAAUAUAACUGAAGAACCACACUGAACGUAGCAGAGUCUAUCUUUAAAUCAAUAUAUUAAAAGAGAAAUUCUAAAUAAUUCUUUUUUUUUGUGGUGAUGCAUUUAAUAUAAUUUUAAUCUACUGUGAUAAAAAAGUUAUUUAAAAAUGAAUGAUAAAGGUAAAUUAAUGAAAGUGAUCCGAAAACCACCGGUUGAAAUCGAAUUCAACAACAUAUCCUUUGCAACCGGAAAUAAAGAAAUUUUGCACUCUGUGAGUGGAAAAUUCUCUCCCGGUCAAUUAGUGGCGAUUUUGGGGGCUAGUGGAGCGGGGAAAACAACUUUAUUAAACGUGCUUACCGGCCAAUUAUUAUCAGGCGUUUCCGGUGAAGUAUUAGUAAACCAAGAACCUCGAAACAUGCGAAAGUUUCGUAAAAUCUCCGCUUAUUUGAUGCAAGAAGAUCUUCUUCAACCGCUUUUGUCCGUAAAGGAAUCGAUGACGAUCGCCGCUCAUUUAAAACUAGGCAAUAAUUAUUCGCGAGAAGAGAAAGCGGCCGUAAUUCAGGACGUUUUAGGAGUUAUGGGUUUGGAAAAGUGUUUACACACCAAAGUGGAAAAUUUAUCGGGUGGGGAACGAAAAAGAUUAACUAUAGCUUUAGAGUUAAUUAAUAAUCCACCGAUUAUUUUUUUGGACGAACCAACAACUGGGUUAGAUAAUGUCGCAAUGAAAAACUGUGUAGAAAUGUUAAAAUCAUUGACAAAUCAAGGAAGAACUAUAAUUUGUACGAUUCAUCAACCAUCAGAUUCGGUUUUUAAGUUGUUCGAUAUCGUUUAUUUCUUAUCUGAAGGUUAUUGUAUUUAUAAUGGGACCGUAGAUGGAAUCGUGCCCUAUUUAUCUAAUUUAGGAUUUGAUUGUCCUUUAACCUACAGUCCUUCAGAUUACAUUCUUGAAAUACUCUAUUUUAAUCCAACAAGCACCGGCAUAUUAAGUAAAGAAAUGCAAAAUGGAAAAACUUUAGUAAUAACGGGUGAAAAAAUCCAAAAAUUUUGCAAACCAGCUUUAUCUCAAGACGACGCAGACAUCGACAACUCAAACGAAUAUCCAGUCAGUUUCUUCGAUCAAUUUCGAAUUUUACUUUACAGGAAAUUUAUUCAAUUAAAACGGAAUAAAGUUAUGUUGUUCUUGGAAAUGUUACAUCAUUUAAUGUGUGGUUUAUUCCUCGGAAUGCUUUUUUAUGAUGUUGGCAAUUCUGGAGUUAAUUCUUAUGCAAAUGUUAAACUUUAUUUUGGAACAAUCGUUUAUUUAAUGUAUACUCAUAUGCUUAGCCCAAUUUUAGUUUUUCCUGAAGAAGUGAAACUUCUCCACCGAGAAUACUUUAAUAGAUGGUAUAGUUUAAAAGCAUACUUCUUGGCAUUAUCUGUUUCAAUUUUGCCAACGAUGAUCUUAACAUCAUUUUGUUACUUAAUAAUCGUUUACCCGAUGACAGGACAACCAAUGGAAUCCGAUCGUUUCUUUUGGUUCCUGUUAAUUAACAUAAUCAUGUCAUUAACUGCUGAUGGAUUCGGUUACGCAAUCGGUUCAAUUUUAAGCCCUUGGCACGGUGCGACUUUAGGCUCGGCGAUUUCAGUUCCAAUAGUUUUAAUCGCCGUUUACAACAUCGGCCAUGCGGAUCAAGCUUCGGAAGCUGCAAAAACAAUGAUGUCAAUCAGUUUUCCAUACAACGCUUGGGUUGCUUUAACCACUUCCAUGUUAAACGGACGACAACCGUUCGAAUGCGAAGACAUUUUUUGUUACUUUGGAGAUCCAAAGUUUUUAUUGAAAAAAAUGGGUAUGGAUGAGAGAGAUCAAUAUAUCCCCACUUUGGUUUUGGUGGGAUUUUUGGUCGCUUUCAAAUUGGCUAGUUAUGUUUCGUUAAGGUUUCGAUUAUCGCAAAAGUAUUCUCUUAUCGAAAUGAAAUUGAGACCGUUGAUUAAACUUUUUAAUUUAGAUCAAUGAUGAGUUUUUAAAAAAAUUGUUUUAUAUAUUU